AUUGUCAAACGGUUUUGUCAACCCUUAAACAACACACUAUCUCGACACGAACGUUAUUAUGUGCCGGUAUCAUGGAAACGAAAAUCAAUAUUCACAACAAUCAUCAUCAUCAUCACCAUCAUCAUUACCGCGAAUUUUACAAGCAUUAAUACGUAUGGAAAGAAAAGCAGAAAAUGAUUAUCACCUAAUUCAAUCUCGUCUGGGACAAAUUAAAGAAAUGGAAAGCAUUCUAAACAAAUUGAUUGUCACACAUAUCGAUUCAGAUAAUUAUGUUGAUUAUCUAUUCAAACGCGCCGAACAAUUGAGCGGACAUUUAGAAACAUAUGAGAAUAUUAUUGGAAAAAUCGAUAUUGGUGAACCGAUACGAAAGAAUUUCAAACAAAUUUCCUUUGAAUUUAUUGAAUAUUUAAAACGUAAAAUUGAAUUCAAAUCCGUAUGGAUUGAAAGUAUGGAACGAAUUGAAAUGGGUAGACAAACGAUUAAAGAAAAGGUUAUGAAAUUGGAUGAUUUCAAACAAACGAUUGAUGAUGCUUACGAAAAUGGUGAAUAUUUUCGUUUAAGUGAACAGAAAACUGAAUUUGAUCAACAACUUGAUCAAAUGAAUAAUUUAGUGGAUAAUUGUUUUCAAAGUGGCCAACAAUCCAAAGAAUUGAGCUCAAUAUUGCAUGAUAAAUUAACAGAAUUAGAGUCAAAUUUUCAACAUAUUGUACGUGAAUCAAUGGAUAAAAUUAAUGAUAUUAAACGAACAUCGGCUAGAAUCACUACCUGUUGAUCAUCUGUAUUCUGUAAUCUUUGAUGAUGAUGAUUUUUUUUUACAGUUUUGAAAUUUUGAA
Dermatophagoides farinae (American house dust mite) is the source of this 833-nucleotide messenger RNA. NCBI's taxonomy places the organism in Eukaryota, Metazoa, Arthropoda, Arachnida, Sarcoptiformes, Pyroglyphidae. The record is from RefSeq and is a predicted model, not a curated record.